This is a messenger RNA of Trichophyton verrucosum HKI 0517, 291 nucleotides long. RefSeq lists its product as uncharacterized. The annotation marks the transcript as partial. The record is from RefSeq and is a predicted model, not a curated record. The transcript has a single exon. Lineage: Eukaryota; Fungi; Ascomycota; Eurotiomycetes; Onygenales; Arthrodermataceae.
AAACGAAGCCUAAAAAAGAAAAGAAAGAAGCAAAAAAGGAAAAAGACGACGACGACGAACAAGCAAACGAAAAGACAGCGAGAGAAGAAAGACGAAGACGACGACAACAACAACGACGAAGAAGCGAAGACGAAGAGACAAGAAGAAGAAGAAGAAGAAGAAGAAGGCCAUCCUGCCGUCGUCUACGAGCGUCCUCUUUGGCACCGCCAGCUCCGCCUCGUCGACUUGCGCGCCCUCGUCCUCGCCACUGCUGCCCGUCGCUGCCAGCGCUCCCAGCAACUCCCAGACUAG